This is a messenger RNA of Strigops habroptila (Kakapo), 864 nucleotides long. RefSeq names its product ATPase H+/K+ transporting subunit beta (gene ATP4B). The transcript has 7 exons. Lineage: Eukaryota; Metazoa; Chordata; Aves; Psittaciformes; Psittacidae. Gene Ontology annotation, biological process: sodium ion export across plasma membrane; intracellular potassium ion homeostasis; potassium ion import across plasma membrane. The record is from RefSeq and is a predicted model, not a curated record. Gene Ontology annotation, cellular component: sodium:potassium-exchanging ATPase complex. The coding region runs from base 1 to 864 and encodes 287 amino acids. Gene Ontology annotation, molecular function: ATPase activator activity.
AUGGCAACUUUAAAUGAAAAAAAGACCUGCAGCGAACGGAUGGAAAAUUUCCGUCGUUUUGUCUGGAAUCCAGAAACAAAGCUCUUCAUGGGAAGGACCUUAAUUAACUGGGUGUGGAUCAGCCUGUACUACCUGGCUUUCUAUGUGGUGAUGUCAGGGCUGUUCGCGCUCUCCAUCUAUUGUUUGAUGAGGACAGUGAAUCCAUACGAACCGGAUUACCAAGACCAGCUGAAAUCCCCAGGUGUAACGUUACGACCUGAUGUUUAUGGGGAUAGAGGACUACAAAUUUAUUACAACGUAUCUGACAACAAAACCUGGGAAGGUUUAGUGACAACUCUUCAGACUUUUCUAACAGCAUACACACCAGCUGCUCAGCACCUGAACAUCAACUGCACCAGUGACACCUACUUCUUCCAGGAUGCCUUUGAUGGCCCGAAUAAAACAAAACUAUCCUGCAAAUUUACCUCAGAUAUGCUUCAAAACUGCUCUGGCAUCACAGAUCCGACUUUUGGAUUUCCAGAAGGAAACCCCUGCUUUAUUAUAAAAAUGAACAGGAUUAUCAACUUUCUCCCCGGCAACGGCACUGCACCAAGGGUGAACUGCACGUAUGGUGACGAGCCUCGCCUCCUGGAAGUGGAUUACUACCCUGUGAAUGGCACCUUCAACCUGCACUACUUCCCCUACUAUGGAAAAAAGUCACAGCCCAGCUACAGCAAUCCUUUGGUAGCUGUGAAAUUUCUCAACAUUACGAGGAAUGUAGAACAUAGAAUAGUGUGCAAAGUCAUUGGAGCUGGAAUUACCUUUGAUAAUGUUCAUGAUCCAUAUGAAGGAAAAGUGGAAUUUAAAUUUAAAAUAGAAGACUGA